CGCCGUAGAGAGGCGGGCCCAGGCUACGGUGGCCGUAGGGGCGGCGGUUCGGGCUCGGCCCGGACUGGGACGCGGCGGGGCGGCCGCGGCGCCACCAUGGGCAACCUUUUCGGCCGCAAGAAGCAGAGCCGCGUCACGGAGCAGGACAAGGCCGUCCUGCAACUGAAGCAGCAGCGGGAUAAGCUGAAGCAAUACCAGAAGCGCAUCACCCAGCAGCUGGAGAGGGAGAGGGAGGUCGCCCGGCAGCUCCUUCGGGACGGCAAGAAGGAGCGGGCCAAGCUGCUGCUCAAGAAGAAGCGGUACCGGGAGCAGCUCCUGGACAAGACGGAAAACCAGAUCACCAGCCUGGAGACCAUGGUUCAGAGCAUCGAGUUCACCCAGAUCGAGAUGAAGGUGGUCGAAGGGCUGCGGUUCGGGAACGAGUGUCUGAACAAGAUGCACCAGGUGAUGUCCAUCGAGGAGGUGGAGAGGAUCCUGGACGAGACCCAGGAGGCUGUGGAGUACCAGCGGCAAAUAGAUGAGUUGCUGGCAGGAAGCUUCACUCAGGAGGAUGAAGACGCCAUCUUGGAGGAGCUGAACGCCAUCACUCAGGAGCACCUAGAGCUGCCCGAGGUUCCCGCCGAGCCCCUCCCGGAGAAGAGCCCAGAAAAAGUCCCCUUCAAGACUAGGACCAGGCAGGCGGAGCUGGUAUUAGCUUCGUAAUUCAGCCUCCUCUGCUAGACUCACGGGGACACCCUGUGUUCUGCAGCCCCGGGCAUCUGGGGUGCAGCCAGCCCCAGCUCGGGUUCCAGGGGGCGGCCACGGGCCAGGCCGGGCCAGACGUGCAAAAGAGGCUGCUGAUGGGGGGGGCAGCUCGCCGGCCAUGUCAGGAUGACUUUCCAGAGCAUUCUCCCCUCAUGGUUUAAAGUCUGGACGUGCUUGGGUGGUGCCAUCCCGCUCUCAUUUCCGGAUUAAACAGCGUCCUCCGGUCCUCCAGCCUCCUCUGAAGGCCGUGGCUCCCAUGGUGGCCUCAGCCCAAGCGCGUGUUCUGGUGCUGUCCACAUCGCCUGUCCCCAGCGCGUCUGCUGGGCACCAGCAGCCCUCAGUGUGCCCCACGCGUCCUUCCCACUGCUCCUUGCUGCUGCGCUAGCUGGUGGAAGCUCCAUCUGAAGUCCCUUCCCCUCUCCUGCCCUCCUGACGUGCCACUCUGUUUCCACCUUCACCCUGUGCCAUCCCGUUGGCCCAGGCCCCGUGGCUCAGCCUGCUGAGGAAGGACAGCCCAGGACAGCCCAGAGGUGGACCCUGCUCCAGCGGUGUGGCCCUGCCAUGCACCUGCAGGCCCCGUGGCUGGAGAGCAGGGCGCCCCACACCUGCCGGCCUGAGCGUGUGACCAGCAAAAUGGAGGCUCUGCAGAGGGUGGGAGGGGCCCCCAGGUCCCAGGUUUUCUGCUUUGCUGUUAGACAAUCUCGCUAGGAUUUCAUCGUCUGAGAAACAGGCAGGAGCAGAGGCCCUGGACCUCACGCUUCAGGCCUGAAGACAAAAGGGGAACGUCUUUCUUAGGCCCCUUCUUCCCCCAGAAACAUAAACUCAGUAUUAAAGUCGGUCCCACCCA
This is a messenger RNA of Choloepus didactylus (southern two-toed sloth), 1591 nucleotides long. RefSeq names its product charged multivesicular body protein 6 (gene CHMP6). NCBI's taxonomy places the organism in Eukaryota, Metazoa, Chordata, Mammalia, Pilosa, Megalonychidae. Gene Ontology annotation, cellular component: ESCRT III complex; multivesicular body. The transcript is spliced from 8 exons. The record is from RefSeq and is a predicted model, not a curated record. Gene Ontology annotation, biological process: late endosome to vacuole transport via multivesicular body sorting pathway; vesicle budding from membrane. The coding region runs from base 97 to 702 and encodes 201 amino acids.